UACGAAGCUAUUACAUUCCUCAUCGACUUAUUCAUUUUAGUCUUUCAGUAUUUGCUUACUCUCCCACCAGAAACAACUGGAAACAUAUGAGAUUAAGGCAAGUAUCUUUCUGAAAGUUUUGUCCUGUAAGUCGUUGAAGUUCAUUUUUUUUAGAUUUUAUCUUCUCUUCUUCAUGCUUAUGGAUUCAUUCUCCACCUUUCCUUUCCUAAAACAUUAGACCCAUUAAACAGUUACCAAAAUCCAAGUAAAAUAUGUAAAAGAAAGAGCAUUUUUUUAUACUGAGAUGGUCAUUUUUCAAGGUAACAGAACUUUGGUUUGGAUAGUUGAAGAUGGGAAUUCUAUGAUUACAGUUAAUUUUGUUAAUUGGGUUGUGCUUGUAUUUUGUGUUUAUAGAUAUUACAAAGCUGUUGUCAAGAAAAGAGAAAUAGUUUCUGAAAUUGUUUGAUAUGUUUCUGUUCUAUCCAAUUUGCAAUUGGUUUGUUUAAUUUGGCGGCAUAAAGAUGGGAAUAAACAAGGAGAAGUAUGCUGCUGAUCUCUCCUCCAUCAGAGAAGCACAAGCACGCAUCGAUUCUUUCAUACACAAAACUCCAGUCAUGACCUCAGAGUCUCUAGAUGCUAUUUCUGGAAGGAGGUUAUUCUUUAAGUGUGAAUGUUUCCAAAAGGGGGGAGCAUUCAAAUUCAGAGGUGCUUGCAAUGCUAUAUGUUCACUUGAUGACCGUCAGGCUGCUAGAGGAGUUGUAACCCAUAGCAGUGGUAACCAUGCUGCUGCGUUGGCAUUGGCCGCAAAACUACGCGGUAUCCCUGCAUAUAUAGUUAUACCAAAAAAUGCUCCGCAAUGCAAAGUUCAGAAUGUCAUGCGUUAUGGUGGUCAGGUUAUAUGGAGUGAGGCAACAAUUCAGUCAAGGGAGCAAACUGCAGCCAAGGUGUUGCAAGAAACUGGGGCUGUUCUUAUACAUCCUUAUAAUGAUGGGCGCAUUAUGAGUGGGCAGGGUACCAUAUCCCUGGAGCUUUUAGAGCAAGCCCCUCACAUAGACACCUUAAUAGUUCCCAUAAGUGGAGGCGGCUUGAUAUCAGGGGUGGCAUUGGCUGCCAAGUCCAUCAAUCCGGCCAUUCGAGUUUUGGCUGCUGAACCAAAGGGAGCUGAUGAUGCAUCUCAAUCAAAAGUGGCUGGUAGAAUUGUAACCUUACCUGAAACAAAUACAGUAGCUGAUGGGCUGAGAGCUUCCCUUGGUGAACUCACCUGGCCCAUAGUACGAGAUCUUGUUGAUGACAUAAUAACUGUGGAUGAUACGGAGAUAGUUGAAGCAAUGAGGCAUUGUUAUGAGAUUCUUAAAGUUGCAGUGGAACCAAGUGGAGCCACCGGCCUUGCGGCUGUCUUAUCUGAUACUUUCAGGAACAACCCUGCCUGGAAGGAUUGCAACCAAAUAGGAAUUAUACUUUCAGGAGGUAAUGUAGAUCUCGAAGUGCUGUGGAAUUCAUUUAGAAAAUGAAAAUUACAUAUGUUAUUGUUCCUAAGUAAACAUUUUCUUUCUCUUCAAAUUGAGCUUGGUUUCAUAAUGCUGAUAUGAAAUUGAAUUACUUGGUCGCAACCAGACUUCUUUUUUGUUGUUCUGCUAUUCUAUUCUAAUGUUUUUGAGAGUAUUGCCAAUCAUAAGCUUUUAGACUCUGUUCGUGCUUUCCAAAUCAUGAAAAAAAAACUUGGAGAAAUGCCAGUUUAAGAUGGCAAUUUAUUUCGUAUCACC
Molecule: messenger RNA, 1742 nt
Organism: Durio zibethinus
Lineage: Eukaryota; Viridiplantae; Streptophyta; Magnoliopsida; Malvales; Malvaceae
Gene: SR
Product: serine racemase
Biological process (GO): D-serine biosynthetic process
Molecular function (GO): serine racemase activity; L-serine ammonia-lyase activity; ATP binding
Source: RefSeq, a predicted model, not a curated record